Messenger RNA from Bacidia gigantensis, 2730 nucleotides. RefSeq lists its product as uncharacterized. The transcript has 2 exons. The record is from RefSeq and is a predicted model, not a curated record. The coding region runs from base 1 to 2730 and encodes 909 amino acids. NCBI's taxonomy places the organism in Eukaryota, Fungi, Ascomycota, Lecanoromycetes, Lecanorales, Ramalinaceae.
AUGACCGCCCUCAAAGGCAGUCACACGGCUGGUAUAUACGCUGAUAUGACUGUGGAUGGACCUGAGAUCGGCACCCUCGUCGUGAUCAUUGAUCGAGCCAAGAAUCUUCCCAAUCGGAAGACCAUGGGAAAGCAAGACCCAUAUUGUGCAGCAAGACUCGGGAAAGAAGCCAAGAAGACGGAGACGGACAAGAGAGGAGGACAAACACCUCGAUGGGACCAGGAGCUUCGGUUCACUGUCCACGACUCCCCCGAUUAUUACAAGCUCAAAGUCUCCGUAUUCAAUGACGAUAAGAAGACCGAAUUGAUCGGAGAGGUUUGGCUUGGGUUAGAAGAUAUUGUUGUGCGAGGAGGCGGACAAAACGAUCUAUGGCAUACUCUCAGUUGCAAAGGACGCUAUGCAGGUGACAUUAGGAUUGAGCUUACUUAUUACGAUACCCGGCCCAAAGACAAUAAGGUGGAGGAUCGCAGACAGUCUACUCCAACUGAAGAUACGCCAGAGGCUCCUAGAGAAGGACUCAGCGGACCUCGUCAACCUCGUCCGAUGAAGCGACGGCCCUUGCCUAGGAAUCCAACAGAAGCAACGCCGCCAUCUUCUCAUCCUCAAACCCCUCAAAGCAUGCAUCACGAGCAACCCCCUAUACCGCAGCAGCGUCACGUAGAGUCUCCAGAUGAUUACCAAUUCUACACGCCUCCCCAACAACCUCAACACCAUCAAUAUCAAGAGCAGUCUCGAAACGACCUGCCGGACAUUGAUGAUGGAUACUCUGCACAUCAGGGCUACAGUCCUCAGCAAUAUUCUCUACCACCAUUGCCUGUACGCUCGUCACCUCUCCAUCAAGUCAAUCCGCAACCACCUCAAAACCUCUAUCAUGACGAACUGGAAGAUAACGUGUACCCUCCGCAAAUGCCACAGCAUCACCAUCACCGUCAACCAUAUGCUGAGGAGGAGGAUGACAGCGCCACUCACUCAUAUAUUGAAGAUCGCACCACUCUGCCUCAACAGGGGCUUCCAAGGCCACAGCCACAGAGAUAUCACCAAGUUCAGAAACAGCUACCCAUUACACCUCAUGGCACAGUCUCUUCGCAACAGCAGAGGCCUACGAAUUCAGUAGAUUCAUAUGGCACCUACGUGAGCUCGCCACCUAGCUCACUACGUCACGAGUCUCCUGAGACUUGGUCUGAUCAAGGCAAUGGUCUUGAUGAUGACGAUGGCCCACCUCCUCCUCCGACCCAUCGAGAAAGCAGCUCCCGUUCUUUGCCUCAAACGCCCCAAAAUAGCGAUCUACGAGGAUACGCAAGUGCUCCCGCUCCGUCUCCCUUACAAGCUCGCAAUCAGAGAACGAGCAUCUCCCACAGCCCACUAUCACAGGUACAUACGGUCCAAGCCAACCCAGCGGGCAUGCUCUCAACUUCACCAAGUCCUUAUGAGCACUCUCACCAUUCCAACUCUGCAUCAUCUCGACAUUCCCUGCCCCAAAACCGCCAGCGGCAAACGCACCCGCCAGUCAGAGAAUCGAUGCCAUCAAGCCUGGUUGCCGGCUACGAAGCUAGAGCUACCCCAGAUGAGGAGAGCGUGUCAUCCGAUCCUCGUCACAUCGAACCACAUCCUCACUUCUUGCAACAGAUACCUCGUGAGCAACAGAUGUCUGAGCCUGUCUUGCCAACCCAGAGACAAGUUCUUGCGCAGAGGCAAGUCCCUCUCAAUGCAAUACGUCCUGGGCUUGAUCCACGAGGACAUCGGAAUUCAGUCCCUGUACCAGGUAUGAGACCGGGCAUAUCUAAUCCAGACCUUCGCACGCCUAAGCGAAAGUCCGUCAGUAUUCAACAACCUGGCUCAGCUCCUCACGAACGCCCACAGUCCGACCUUCCAUUUUCCCCAGACUCCUUCAACACCUUCAAUCCACAGAUAGACUCCGCAAAUACCAUCAACCAAGCCGGUCCCGCCUACACCACCCCCGAUCAAGCGCGAGAAGCGGCAGUUCAGCACGACCGCGACCUCCAGCGCGGCGACGGCCCCAUAAUCGGCAACGACGGCCGCGUCAUCGACCCCUCCGACCACCUCCCCGCUGACACAUGGGCGCCUGAACCCGAACAGAAAGCCCCGAAGCGCGGGCCCGAAGUCACGCUCAGGUUCAAACAUAGCCCUCAAUCAUCUGCGCGUCCUAUGCCCCAACCCGCCGCCGCGAGAAGAGCCCCGCUCGCGGAAGCUCGACCAAAUGCCCUGCCCAUGCAGCACCCUACCAUGCCACAACAGACGCAAUCUUAUAGUGCGGAUAAUUCGCCCGUCUCAUCUUCCGCGCGGGCGAGGCUGCAGAAGAAAUCACGCGUCGGUAUGGGUAUGGGGGCCCCGAAUUCUAGCCCUGUUGUCCCUACUCUCGAAACUGCUGCCGCUGCGCCUAGGCAAUUCCCCACCAUGCCGAGGCAUUCAGCGUCGGACUACCCAAUACGUGAGCGAGAGAACUAUGGCUUUAUGGGUGGCAGUCCAACGUACGGUGGUGAUGGGAGGUCGCCUGGUGGUAGUGGAGGGGGAAGGGCACCCCCUGUGCCGAUGAAGGUGCCAAUUGGCAGUGGACAGGAGGAUUGGGGGAAUCCGGCUGAUAGGGCGUUGAGCGAGGAGUUGAGGGGGAUUGAUAUUGGUGUUUCUCCGCACUCUCAUGUUGGUAGUGGUGGAGCGCAGGCUGGGGGUGGGAGUGGGCACAAGGCUAGGGUCAGGAGAUUCGGGUUUUAA